This is a messenger RNA of Epinephelus fuscoguttatus (brown-marbled grouper), 5096 nucleotides long. It is a transcript of the gene cacnb2b, whose product is annotated as calcium channel, voltage-dependent, beta 2b. NCBI's taxonomy places the organism in Eukaryota, Metazoa, Chordata, Actinopteri, Perciformes, Serranidae. The coding region runs from base 626 to 2503 and encodes 625 amino acids. Gene Ontology annotation, cellular component: voltage-gated calcium channel complex. Gene Ontology annotation, molecular function: protein binding; high voltage-gated calcium channel activity. Gene Ontology annotation, biological process: regulation of voltage-gated calcium channel activity; neuromuscular junction development; chemical synaptic transmission. The record is from RefSeq and is a predicted model, not a curated record. The transcript has 13 exons.
CUAGCUUUUUAAUUUCAUCCUUCUAUUUUGGAGGCAGGCCAUUAUAAUACUCCCCAUUUGUGCAGCCAGGAAGUUGUUUGGGACGGACACACACACACACACACACACACACACAAAUCGGGCAUCACACAGCGGAUAGAGCCAACUGUGGUCAACAACAUAAAUGAGACAGUCCUCACUUUGGGUUAUUUAACACGCGUGGACAGUGCAGACGGGUUGGACGCCUUCUUGGUUUGCUCGGUGCGCGAGGUCAGAGGGAGCGGUGUGCCGCGCAACAGAUGCCGCACCGAGAAAUAAGCCUUUAAUACCCCGAGGACUCAGGAGAGGGUAACUACACUCAACUCACAAUACAGACUUAAGUGAAACCCCUCACGCAACUCUUCCGGCGGUGUCCUGCGCGUCGCGCUUUCUUCUCUUUGGGAAAUAUUUCACCUUUACGCACCAAACUGCGCUUUAAAGAGCGGUGCCGCAUCUGAUAGCAUCCUCGGAUACACGCACCUGUUUCAGAGGUAAACUGAGUCUCAUGGCAUACCUGUCCAUGUCUCCUCUACCGGGGCCGGUUGAAUGAUAAUCUGAUCUGGACGUUACACCUGCGGUAUAAAACCAGUGGACCACUUUAUCCAACAUGCCACCCAAGAAAAAGGGAGAGCGUCAGGACUCGGACGUCGUCGAGGAAAGAAACGCCCAGGUGCAGCUGGAGAAGGCCAAGUACAAACCUGUGGCAUUCGCAGUACGUUGCAACUUCUCCUACACCCCAGCAGACGACGACAACGUUCCCGUACCGGGCCAGGCUGUCACCUUUGAGGCCAGAGACUUCCUCCAUGUCAAAGAGAAGUUUAACAAUGAGUGGUGGAUCGGCCGGCCAGUGAAGGAGGAUGGUGUGGUGGGCUUCAUCCCCAGUCCAGUCAAUCUGGAAACCAUUCUCAUCAGAAGAGAAGUCCAGGCGAGGAAAGCUGCCAAGGCCUUAGCCAACAAAGCAGCGGCUCAAGUAGCUCAAGAUAUGAACUCAAAGAAAUAUACUCCUCCAUCACAAGCCAAUCAGCAGGUGAAAAAGAAACCGGGGGAGCAGGUGGCUAUGUAUGAUGUAGUGCCUACAAUGCGUCCUGUGGUUCUAAUGGGACCAUCACUGAAGGGCUUAGAGGUUACAGAUAUGAUGCAAAAAGCACUAUUUGACUUUUUAAAACAUCGAUUUGAAGGCAGAAUUACCAUUACACGGGUCACAGCAGACAUCUCUCUGGCUAAACGGUCCAUCCUCAACAACCCUGGCAAAAAGGCCUUAAUGGACCGGUCAAACACACGCUCCAAUUUAGCCCAGAUCCAGGGGGAGGUGGAGCGAAUCUUUGAGCUUGCCCGCAGCCUGCAGCUGGUGGUUCUAGAUGCAGACACAAUCAACCACCCUCUCCAGGUGUCCAAGACCUCCCUGGCGCCAAUCCUUGUCUAUGUCAAGAUCUCCUCACCAAAGGUGUUGACGCGACUGAUCAAGACGAGAGGAAAGUCACAGACCAAGCAUCUCAAUGUUCAGCUGGUGGCAGCAGACAAGCUUGCCCAAUGCCCACCAGAAAUGUUUGACGUCAUCUUAGAUGAGAACCAGCUUACUGAUGCCUGUGAGCACGUUGCUGAUUAUCUGGAGUCUUACUGGAGAGCCACUCAUCCACCAGAGAUGGAGCCUGCCAACGCACUGGUAGCCCAGCUGGCUGGGAACACACUGCCCACCAGUCCUUCAGCAAUACCGGAUGGGCAGAAAAACAAGAAGACAGCUGCCCCCAAGAGGAAGGGUUCCCGGGAAAACCAUCUCGACCUGGAGCCCCCUUCAGUACAGGCACAGGAGCAGAGGGCUGAGGAGGGCCAAAGAGAGGAGGAAGAACGACUUCUGAGGACUGAACCAAAGAGACCCCAGCACACCCACCACCAUCACCAUCACCACCACCACCACCGUCGGAUGGAGCACCACAGCCACACCCAGCACAACCAAACAUCCGGAGGCAUGGAAGUACAGCCGAGCAGGGAUUACAGCCAGAGGCUUCCCCGCAGGCACCCGCCUGAGGAGAGGGAGGAGGAGGUGGAGGAUGUGGUCGAGGAGGAUGAGGACGAGACUCGCUAUAACCACCGAGGCCAUAACCACCACCAUCAUAACAGCAACCACCACCAUCACCACCACCACCACCACCAACAACAUCACCACCGUGGGAACAGCCAGCCACAUGUUGCGGCAGACUAUGAGCAGGAGCACAAUGAACGCAACCGGCAGCACAGGCAUCACCAGCAUAUUCCACAACGGACACACCACACGGAUCACUAUCCUGCGCACAAUCAUCACAACUACCACCACUACCAUGGCAGAGACAGGGACAGGGACAGGGACAGAGAUAGGGAAAGACACAAGGAUAGGGAAAGAGACAGGGAUAGGGACAGAGGUAGAGAUAGAGACAGAGACAGAGAUAGAGACAGAGACAGAGACAGAGAUGCACGACAAUGGCACAGAGAUUCCUAUAUACAUUCGUGACUGCUGUUUCUUCUGUGGGCUGGUGCAUGGUUUUAUGCUGCUCAAGUUAUAAUGCACUAAUGGAGGGCAGGGUGUGUCAUCUUUGUAGACAAUGUUUUCCUCAUGUUGUUUACCAUUUUUUAUUUUUACCCUCUGCACACACUUUGUCCUUUUACCAGAAUCAAUAUUAUGAUUUGGUUUUUGUCUGUCUUAUUUUCACCUAAUUAAUAUGGCUCUAUCUGAGUGUAUUUUUGCACAGACAUUAAAAGCAAUGGUGUGUUCGUUCAGUAUGGGUUGUAAACUUUUUGGUUUUGUAUUGGUCAUGCGAAUCAUACCGAAGCCAGUUUUAUUUUAUCCAUUAUCUCAAGAUCACUUUAUUACUACUUUACUCUUCUUAUCUAGAGUCUGUUUCUGUGCUUAAUGAUAUUAGAUAUAUAAUAAUAAUAAUUAAUAAUAUAUUAAUAAUAAUAAUGAUGUAGCCAGGGUUGUCCCUUGUCACCGAUCUUGUUUGUGAUAUUCAUGGACAGGAUCUUGAGGUGCAGCCAGGGGGAGGAAGGGGUCCGUUUUGGGGACCUCAGAAUUGUAUCUCUGCUCGUUGAUGAUGUGGUUCCGCUGGCUUCAUCACACCAUGACCUCCAGCAUGCACUGGGGCAGUUUGCACCCAAGUGUGAAGCGGUCAUGAUGAGAGUAAGCACCUCCAAAUCUGAGGCCAUGGUUCUCUGCUGGAUUGCCCCCUCCAGGUUGGGAGAGAGUUACUGUCUCAAAUGAGGGACUUCAAGUAUCUCGGGGUCUUGUUCACGAGUGAGGGUAGAAUUGAGCGUGAGAUUGAUCUGCGGUUUGGUGCGGCUUCUGCAGUGAUGUAGGCGCUGCGCCGAACCGUUGUGUUAAAGAGGGAGCUGAGCCAGAAGACAAAGCUUUUAUUUUACUGGUCCAUCUAUGUCCCAACCCUCACCUAUGGUCAUGAGCUCUGGGUAGUGACUGAAAGAAUGAGAUCGCAGAUACCAUCGGCCAGAAUGAGUAUCCUCCAUGGCGUGGCUGGGCUCAGCCUUAGAGAUAGGGUAAGGAGCUCAGACAUCCAGAGGGAGCUCACAGUAGAGCCGCUGCUCCUUCGUGUCGAAAGGGGUGAGUUGAGGUGGUUUGGGCAUCUGAUCAGGAUGUGUCCUGGGCGCCUCCUGUUAGAGGUGUUCCAGGCACGUCCCACUGAUUGGAGGCCCUGGGCAGACCCAGAACAUGCUGGAGGGAUAACAUGUUUCAUCAGGCCUGGGAAUGCCUUGGGGUCCCCCAGGAGGAGCUGGAAAGCUUCCUGUGACCCGGCCCUGGAUAAGCAGAUGAAAAUGGAAGGAUGGAUGGAUGUAGCCCGAAACAGAUUAUCAUGAGAAAACAUCUCUGUUUUCCUGAUAUAUGAAAUAAUCAAUUUGUGAUCUAGAGAUGAGGGGAUAAAAUAAUCUAAACAAUGGCUGGUCUUGGCUUCCGUUCAAUUAAUGCAUUUUAUGAUUUUUGUUUCUACAAAGUUCGGCAAAGGGAUGUUUUGUCUAAUCAGAUGGUCAAAAAAUAAACAAAAACGAACAAACAAACAAACAAACAGAAAAAACAAGGGAACAACAGACUUGUGUGUUUCUGUGUCACAUCUGACUCUGCCCCCAUGUGUUACACUUGGUGUAUUUUCAAAAACCAACAAUUUAUUUUAAACAUUGGUAAGGAAAGUCCAACUAUUUUUCUACAUGAUUCUAAAAGGAAGUCAUACUUUUCUUCCUACUUUUCUAAAUGGUGUUCAAGCAUAUUUAUUGACUUGCAUUUGCUCUUGUCUGGAAGCAUGAAAAAUCUUUUGGUGACACUGACCUGUGCUAUAUGCUGGAUACUCUAUGCAUCUUCUUGUGAUAAAAUAUAUUGCUUGAAUACAAUCUCUAUGCAUUUGUAUAUACUUCAUAAUUGCCUUGUUAGGUAAAUUCAAGGAGAACCAGAGAGCUUGUUGCACUGUUUAGUAGAACUUGACCUACUGUGUAUGAUUGCUUUGAGUUGAUGAGACUGAAUUGACUCUGUUCCUUUCAAAAUGUUUUGUUUUGGUUAUUUUUGUUUUGUACAGCAUUCAGAAGUUGGUUUUGACAAAUAUGCAUUCAAUUGUUGAAAAUCAUUAAAAUACAAAAUGAAGAAUGUGUUAAUUGACAUUUUAUUUGAAGAUGUCAGCGCUUCCGUCACUUAUUACUCUUCAGGGGUCUCAUUUAUAAAUAUUGCAUAUGCACAAAACAAGGCCUGAAAUAGGCAUAUGCUGCUUCCCACACCAAAGUUGUGAUCUAUAAAAACAGACUUGAUGGGAGAAACUUUCACCCAUGCUUCUGAACAUUUUGGAGAGGGGAAAUUGAUGAUGCAGAUGGUGAAGCCUGAAUGUAGAAAUUGUUGAACAUUAUUUGGCGCACUCUGUUUUUUGGCUUUUGUCUGUACGUACAUUUUUAGUAUGGAUCCUAUGCAUUGUUUCUUAAAUGAGACCCCAGAUCACUGAUGUUGUCCUUGACAUGGAAGUUGCAUGAUGCAUUAAUGUGUACAUCACUUUAAUGUUGCAGCUGGUAGAAGCGUUUCUAAUUCAAAUUACUUUGACGAUUAGCUUGUGAAUUUUCUC